This is a messenger RNA of Vitis riparia (riverbank grape), 1437 nucleotides long. Its product is annotated as alpha-galactosidase-like. Bases 88 to 1323 code for a protein of 411 amino acids. The transcript has 15 exons. Gene Ontology annotation, molecular function: hydrolase activity, hydrolyzing O-glycosyl compounds. Gene Ontology annotation, biological process: carbohydrate metabolic process. NCBI's taxonomy places the organism in Eukaryota, Viridiplantae, Streptophyta, Magnoliopsida, Vitales, Vitaceae. The record is from RefSeq and is a predicted model, not a curated record.
AUAACACAUGAGAUACUAGUAUUAGGCAAGAAGCAUUAGGAAAGAAGGAGGGCAACCCAGAAGCAGAAGAAGAAGAAGAGUGCAGAAAUGGGUGAGUCCGGCUUGCAUGCGUGUGGGUUGUUUGUGCUGACUGUGAUGAUGGUGGUGGGGGUGGGGGUGGGGGCGAGUUGUGGGGGAGCCCCAGGGCUUCUGAAUUCUGAGUCAACAGAGACCACCAGUUGGAGGAAUCUUUUGGCCAAUGGCCUUGCCUGCACUCCUCAGAUGGGAUGGAACAGCUGGAACCAUUUUGGUUGCAAGAUUGAUGAGAAUUUGAUUAAGGAAACAGCUGAUGCAAUGGUGUCAAGUGGCCUUGCUGCAUUAGGAUACCAUUAUGUUAAUUUAGAUGACUGUUGGGGCGAAAAGAACAGAGAUUCUGACGGGAAUUUGGUUGCUAAGCAUUCAACAUUUCCUUCAGGCAUCAAGGCUCUAGCAGAUUACGUUCACAAGAAAGGGUUAAAGUUUGGAAUUUAUUCAGAUGCGGGUACUCAAACUUGCAGUAAGACCAUGCCUGGUUCACUAGGCCAUGAAGAACAAGAUGCAAAAACCUUUGCCUCAUGGGAAGUCGAUUACUUAAAAUAUGAUAACUGUGAAAACACCGGUAUAAGGCCUCAGGAAAGGUACAUUAAGAUGAGUAAGGCUUUACUGAAUUCAGGAAGAUCCAUAUUUUUCUCCUUAUGUGAAUGGGGACAAGAAGAUCCUGCUACUUGGGCUAAGGAUGUAGGAAAUAGUUGGAGGACAACGGGAGACAUUGAAGACAACUGGGCUAGCAUGACAUCUCGGGCAGAUGAGAAUGACAAAUGGGCAGCGCAUGCUGGCCCUGGUGGAUGGAAUGAUCCUGACAUGCUUGAAGUAGGAAAUGGUGGCAUGACAAAAGAGGAGUACCAGUCUCACUUCAGCAUAUGGGCAUUAGCUAAAGCCCCAUUGUUGAUUGGCUGCGAUGUUCGAUCAAUGGAUAAUUCAACCUUUGAAUUGCUUAGCAAUAAGGAGGUUAUUGCUGUCAAUCAAGAUGAACUUGGUGUUCAAGGGAGAAAGGUUAAGAAAGACGGGAAUCUUGAGGUAUGGGCGGGUCCUCUCUCUGAUAACAAGGUGGCUGUAGUCCUUUGGAACAGAGGAUCAUCGCAAGCAAAUAUGACAGCUCAUUGGUCAGAUAUAGGCCUCAGUCCCUCAGCUGUUGUUGAUGCUCGAGACUUAUGGGCCGAUUCAACUCAAUCAUCGGUUCAAGGACAACUUUGGGCCCAAGUGGAUUCUCAUGCUUGUAAAAUGUAUAUCCUCACACCCAAGUAGGAGUUCAAUGUGCUACUUACUUGGUGAAGCUACUAGUUAUGUGUUCCUAGAUCUUUGUGUACUUUCUAUGGUUUAAAAAAGGCAAUAAAGUUUUCUAUGGCGGUUUAUGAAACA